UUUCGGAAGUGGGAGGCGGCAGUGCGCCGGGAUGAUGGGCGCCAGGGUGACCCGCGUGUUCAGCAAGUUCAACCUGGAGAGCCGAGCCCACCGGGAAAUCGCCAAAGCCAAGCCCGCGCCAGCCCCGCGGCACCCGCAGCCUGCUGACCGUGAGUUGGCCAAGGCAAGGCGCGGCGCGCACAGCCGCUCCGCUUAAGCAAGGGGGCUGGGUGCCUGAGCCGCCCUGUGGCGCCUUUGCUCGGCUGCUCGGACCAUUUGCAGCAAAAGGGAAUCCUUUUCCGUGCUGGGGGCCUUUCUUGCAAGGGGCGCAGACGCAGCGCCCAAGGAAGGGCCCUGGUGACAUUGGGAGCGCCGUCUCUCGCGCUCUGGACGUUUGGAAGUGGCUUGCGCGCGCGGCCCUUUGCCCUCCCAGCUGUAUUCCCGCGGCCUACCGGCCUGAUUUGCAAGCUGGGAGCUGUAGUCUCCCUGGACUGGUGGAGGAAACCAGCAGGAUGUUUUUUUAAAUGUUUGCCAGCCUACAAUUCCCAUCAGCCCCAGCCGCCACGGCCAGCGAUCGGGGAGUGAUGGGAGCUGUAGUGCAUGAACGUCUGCAGAGCCGCGUGUUCCCAGGCAGUAAGGAAGGCAACUGGGAACGCCAAUGUAGACAUCUGUCAAGUGUUUUGCUGGGUUUCUUAACCAUCUGUUAUUCGAAGCUUUGCCCACUCCCUCCUGAUUUCUGUUCAUCAUGAACUUAAAUUAAAACAACGGGAGUGCAGAUCAAAUAUUUGCCGGUUUUGCGAUGAAUCCUGUUAAGAUAGGGAAGGUAGGAAUUUCUGGUCCGCUAUCAGUAAUUUAUUUUAUUCCAUUUUUAACAUGGCGAACUCUUAGUGUCUAUGAGAGUAUCUGUGGGUACUAGCUUACUUAGCCAGGAUGCAUGCCCUCUUCCUGAGAGCCCCUUAAAACAGUAAAUUGUGAUUGCAGAGGAUGCCUCCCUAUUUGCCAGUGUGGGAUAGUGGAUAGAGUGUCAGACUGAUGAAAUCCAGGUUCAUAUCCCCACCUAGCAUGAAUAUAUGGUUCUUCAGAUGCUGUUGGCCUAUUCAGUGUGGCCAAUGUCCAGGGAUUAUUGGAGUUGUAGUCUUGACAAUCGCAUGUUCCUCACCCUUACUGUAAACAAUAGAACACUGGCCUGGAUGAACUGUUAGUAAUCUUGCGCAUUAGUGAGAAAACGGGGGAGAGAGAAAUGGUAGCUUCAAAGCUAGUGCCAAAGCAUUUUUCCUGAAGUGUACAGGAAUAUAUACAUGUGUGUGUUGUGAAAGUAGGUGUGUAUUAAUUCAGGCGUAUCCUUACAUGCAUUAUGAACUACUCUCCUGAGGGUUGUAAUAUUUUGCUUAAGCUGGGGUGGAGGGGAAUUGAAAUAUAUAACUUCAGAAUGUGUUCUGUAAUCUCUCCUUAGACACCGACAGAUUCCAAGAAGAGAUUAAGAGAAAAGAUGACCACCUUCACACAUUAUUAAAGGAAGUCUAUGUUGAGUCCAAAGAUCCAGUUAUGCAUGUGAGUCAGGUUAUCUUGGAAUAUGCAGGUGCCAGUUAAGCACUUUAACACACCAGUGACAAGCAUAGUCAUAGUUUUUGUCCAUGUAAAGUUAGGUCUCAUUUAGCUCUCUUGGAUUGUGUGUGUACAUAUUUUAAUCUCAUUAUCAAUGCAGACAAAUUAUAAUUAUUAUAUAAAUGCAGGAAUCACAUUUGCAUCUGUCUAGAUCAGGGGUCAGCAAGGUUUAUCUUGCCUGGGCCGGAUCAGUCCCAUGGAGAUUUCUCCAUGGGCAGGAUUGCCCGCCCGCCCGUGAUUUUCAGUGUCUGCGCAUGCGCAGACAUGAUUUUCAGCGCUGUGGAAGCGAGUCCCCGCACCGCGCUGCGCCAGUUUAGCGCAGCACACAAAUGGGCAGCUCAGUUUGGGGGUAGCUCGUGCGCCGGUUGAAUGACCUCCGCAGGUAGCUUCCGGCCCAUGGGCCUUAGGUUGCUGACCUCUGAUCUAGAUAUAUUCCACGGGCCUCCCGAAUAGCUCCCUAUUUUACUUAAUUUGCUAUUACUUGUGUUUUAUAGUUCCCUUCGCCAUUCAUUUUGGUGUUCCUUAAAAAAAAAUUCUUAUAUGCUAAGCCCAGGUAUAAACCAGAUAUUAUUUAAUAUUCUCCAGUGUAUUUUAGGAUAGAAAGAUAGAGCAGAAUCCUGUGCUAUUUCCAUGGGAAGAAGGUACUCUGGUUCUGGAUUUUCUGGUUUGCAAUGAUACACUUAAUGAUACAAUACCAAUUGAGUUUAAUGGGCCUUAUUUUUGAUUUAAUAUGCAUAAGGUGGCACUGUCAAUAUGCCAUAGUUCCUAGAUGAAUCUAUCUGAGAUUUCUCAGGCUGCAAUCCCAAACAUACUUAAUAGGAAGGACUUAAUUGCAAGUGAGCAUGUUUAGGUAAUGGGUGAGUAUCACAAUCCUGUACACGUUUAUUCAGUGGCAUUCUGUGUUCAGUAGGGUUUACUGACCCAAGUGUGUAUUGGUUGGAAGGCUGGGGCUUGCAUGUGAAAUGAGAAAUUGCGUGGAGAAAGGAAUCCCAUGCUUUUAGGCUUAUUUUAAUACUGUAGUGUGCUUAGUGGGAAUAAUAUUUUUUCAGGAUCUGUAGUGAAGAUAGGGAAAGAGUGAACUCCAAAGUUGGUGGGCUCCAGCUCCAUAAAUCCAAGCCAGCAUGGACAAUGGUCAGGGAUUAUGAUAACUGUGGUCCCUCCAGAUGUUAUUGGGCCACAGGUUGGUUAGCCACCCCUGGUUGAGACUGACAGGCAACCACUCUGCAGGGUUUCAGGCAGAACUCAUUCGCAGUCUCUGCCAUUCUACCUGGGAUAAUCAGUAAAAACCAUAUCCUCUGUCACAGCAUUUUUUCAUAACAGUGUAGUGGGGUAGGAGAGCUGAAAAUAAUGCAAAUAUAUUUCACAUCUGGCAACCAAUGCACCCCUUGGGUUUCAGAUAGUACAUGGGUAGACGAGUCUAAAAAGCCCAGGACACAAAUUUUCAUGGCCCUCAUUUACCAGGAGUAAUGUUAUUUAGCAUUAACUCUGGAAGUGUAUCCUCGAUUCUGUCCAAACUAAGCCUCCCAGAGCAAAACGUCUCCUAUGAGCUAACAGAAUCCUGAGCAGCCAUUGAAAGCUAUUAAAAUCUGAAGAAAACUCCUUUCUGCCUGGCCCAUGAAGGUCAUCAAAUCAGGCACCAGGCAAGCUAAAUAGAGAAGGUUAAUUCCUCAGUUAAGUCCCGCUUUCAGAAAAGAAAUGGGUUUAGAAUGUUUUAGUUACAUUCUGUUGAAAGGGGGAGUGUUAAAAGGCAGGGGUAGGCCACGUGGGGCCUUCCAGACAUGGACUGCAGCUCUCAUUAGCCCCAGCCAGCAUUGCCAGUGGCCAGGGAUGAUGGGAGUUGUAGUCCAAAGUUCCCAUGUUGCCUACCCCUACCUUAACGGAUGGAGCACGUGUAGCUUGUACACUGAAACCUAACUAUUUUUUAUAUAAUUUCCCCCGCUCUAGGUGAAAAACAAAGGAGAAAGCCUUCCUUCUAAGCGAGAGGAACGCAGACUUACAAAAGUAGGCAAUCUUGCUCCCCUGGAUAUUCAGUCUGUUCCUAGAGGCAAAGUCGCCAUAGUUGAAGUCUUGACCAUUCUCCAUAAUCAUCUCCACUCUCCGGAAACGUGGACUGCAGAGAAAAUAGCAAAGGAAUACUCAUUAGAAUUGAAGGAUGUGACUGAUCUCUUAGCAUUCUUCAUCCCAUUUGCGUUGGAGAUCUUUCCUCCUCAAGACAAAAAGCAGCUAAAGCCUAGAUAAGAAUGUCUGCCAAAUCUUGACUGACCAAGCUGGUGUCUUCUUAAUACAUCACAUCUGAUUCCCUCUCCACACAUACACGCACACAACACCUAUAAACUGUGUCUUAUUUAAACGGUAACUGCCUUUUCUCUCACUGUUGCAUUCAUGAACCAUCCAGGGCAUGCCGUUGUGAAGUAGGAGGCAAAAUAUCAACAAAAUCUGCAAAUACACCCUAAGAAUUCAAAAAUCGGAAAAUGUUGGCUGCGUGGGAGGUCAUCUUUUCUGAAGCAGUUGUCUGUUAUGCAGACCCCAGACAACAAAAAUGCAUUUUAUCUGGAUCUGAUCUUCUUUGGUCUGAGCUCUGCAGAAUGUCUUGCCCUCAUCGCAUUCUGUAAAUAGUUAUAAUUAAAGCAAAGCAGAGUUACAAUGUGUUUAUCUUCUGAGAAAUGAGUGUGUGUCUAGUUCCUGUGUCUGGUCAAAAGGGGAGGGGCAAAAGAGCAAAUGGGGGAAAUUGAGUUAGGGUAGGCAUUCUUUUAAUUUUGGCUUAAUUACGGAAGUUAGAAACAAAUGGUUUUGGAACCAAAAACAAUUUUGCUAUGUGUUACUGGCUGUAAUUCUUCGUAUGGAAGCCCUUGAUAGCUGUUGCUGCCUUUUUGUCUUUGAAUUCAUGCCUUUUUAUUAUUGGCCACAUACCCAUGAAGAGCUGUAUUGUCUGAACUUCUGUAUUUUGUUCUAAGCUGUACUGGAAAUCUAUAUUGAUUCAGAUGGAAUUGCAUUAGUUCCUGUUUUGUUGCCUGGCUCCGUUUCCUUUGUUUGGCUGUGGGUUACUAGGUAUAUUUAAUAUGCACCAGAAAAUUGACCCUAAAAUGACCAGCAGCCUUCCCUAUGCAUAAUUUUCCUUUAGAUGCUAAAAAAUGACAUGCCCCCUGGACCUUUUCACAAUUGCCUUAUAAAAAAAGUAAAAGGAAUACCAACAGCUUCAUCUUGGGAAGGCCCCUCUUCUGCAAAAGUAUUAAAGGUAGAGGAAGCCUAUGUUCUAUAUGGUGUUUACUUGUAAGUAAACAUCAUGGUUCCCAGCCUGGGCAUUUUCAUUGGUUUUACCUCUCCUUUAUGAAUGUGUCUCAACGAUGCAGUGGUACCUCAGGUUAAG
Molecule: messenger RNA, 4951 nt
Organism: Podarcis lilfordi (Lilford's wall lizard)
Lineage: Eukaryota; Metazoa; Chordata; Lepidosauria; Squamata; Lacertidae
Source: the annotation of a GenBank genome assembly